This is a messenger RNA of Mytilus trossulus (common blue mussel), 606 nucleotides long. RefSeq names its product cytochrome c oxidase assembly protein COX20, mitochondrial-like. The record is from RefSeq and is a predicted model, not a curated record. Gene Ontology annotation, cellular component: mitochondrion; mitochondrial inner membrane. Gene Ontology annotation, biological process: mitochondrial respiratory chain complex IV assembly. The transcript is spliced from 4 exons. Lineage: Eukaryota; Metazoa; Mollusca; Bivalvia; Mytilida; Mytilidae. Bases 79 to 375 code for a protein of 98 amino acids.
UACCACGACAAAAACAACAAAUUCGGUACUUAUGUAACAUACAAAUUUACGUAAAGUACUCAAGGUUAUUAAUACAAAAUGGAAGAAGAGGAAAAACAAGAAAAGACAAAAAAAAUCUUCAGUCAAGAGGUAUGGAAGGAACCCUGUUUCAGAGAUACAAUGUUAGUUGGUAGUUCUAGUGGACUUAUAAGUGGUCUUGCUACUUUCAUAUUUACAAGCAGUGGACGGAAAAUGUUCCAUGCAUCAUUUCUAGGAUUUUUGGUUCCAUACAUUGGUUAUGGAUCUUAUUGUUGGUACACCACAUCAAAACAGCAGGCAUACAUAGACAAAAUAAAUGAAACAAUAUCAAAAAUUGACAAAGAUGAACCAAUAUAGACAAACUGUGCCAUUUCUAUAGUUGUGUGUAACAGUUAUAAUGUAAUAUGACGGGAUGUGAUCCUGAAUCAUUACUUGCCUUGGACGAGGAUUCAUUUUACAAACUCAUGUUAUUUCAUGUGUUCAUUGUUGAUGUGCCAAAUUGUUGAUUUGUCAACUUUCAUCCCUAAAAAAAUGAAUACACUUGUCUGACUAUUUUCAAUUUGAAAUACAAGAAGACUUUUGAGUUGA